AACAAAAAAAAAAAUAACAACAAAAAAAAAAUCAAUUAAAAUUUUAAAGAUUACUUUUUUUAUUUUUUUUUUAUGAAAACGAAAUGUCGAUAGAAAGUGAUAAAGAUGAAAUCACAUUAUCAAAUAUGCCUCAAAAUGAUGAGGAAAUACAACCAUCACAAACUUCCGAUAAUGCCGACCCAGGAAGGAAUAAAAUCUUUGGUGUUUUUUAUGGUAUUGGUGUAAACAUAAAUAACGUAAUUGGGUCAGGAAUUGUCACUUCACCAGGAAUUAUUUGGAAGAUGGUAAAAUCCCCUGGGAUCGUAUUAUUAUUAUGGGUAAUUGGUGGAUUAGUUAGUAUGGCAGGUUCAUUAACCUAUGUUGAACUUGGAGUUAUACAUAGGAUAAGUGGUGGUGAAACAAAAUAUUUACAAACUGCUUUUCCAAAUCCAAAACUUAUGAUUAGUUAUCUCUUUAGUUUUAUGUAUAUUUUCGCAAUUCGACCGGGUAUUUUGAGUGCUGUCUUACAAUCUGCGGCUCAGUAUUUAUGGUAUACUGUUAAUGGAACUCGUUAUGAUGUAUCGUUUCAACCAGAUAAGGAUGGUUGGCACCUUCCUUUUUCUCCAUUUUGGUAUAUAAAAAUAAUAGCGGUAUUAAUUUUAUUGGUUAUAACUUUAUAUCAUAUGCUAAGUAAUAGAUGGGCAAAUUAUAUAAAUCAAUCAUUAGCGGCCAUUAAGUUGGUCACAUAUACAAUAAUAGCAUUUGCAGGAAUUUGUCGAUUACUUGGAAAUUGGUCAACAAGUCGAAUAAAUUGGCAACAAUCAAUAAGUGGAAAUACUGAUCUUACAGCCUAUUCUUCCUCUAUACUAUUGAUUAUGUUUAGUUAUGAUGGAUGGAAUAGUUUGAAUUAUUCUCUUGAUGAAUUUCGUAAACCGGAAAAGAAGCUCAUAUACAGUAAUAGUAUUAGUGUUGGAAUUGUUACAUUAGUGUAUCUUCUUGUAAAUAUAUCAUUUAUUUCAGUUGUACCAGAAGAAUCCAUAAACACAACUGACACUGAUGAAACAAUAGCUGCAACAUUCUUUCGUCAAUUAUUUGGUGGAUCUGAAGUAAUGGUUAGAAUUUUCACCGCUCUAGUUGUACUUUCCGUAGUUGGUACAGCUGCAUCAACAGUAUGGAGUGGUUCAAGAGUUGUUGUUGCUGCUGCUGCAUCAAAUUUUUUUCCUGUAUAUUCUUAUGAAUUAAGAACUUGGAAUAAACAUUUUGAUACACCAAUUAAUGCUUUAUUUGCACAAUUUAUUUGGUGUUCAUUAAUUAUAUUUUUUGUUGGUGGUAGUUUUACUGUUACAGGUUUUAUGUUAUUUUCAGCAUUUUCAAUGUAUAGUUAUUGGAUUUUUUAUUUCGCUACUGGUGUUGGAUUAUUGGUAAUUCGAUAUAGGAAUAGAAGGAAAUUACAUAGAGACUUACAUAUUUAUGGAAAUGAAGAAAAUCCACCUAGAUUAUCAGCAGAUGAAGAAAAAUUUUAUAAAGCACCAUUAAUUGCAAUUGGAAUAUUUGUAUUAUCAGGAUUUUUUAUAUUAACAUUUUCUUUUGUGGUAAAUGAUCAAUGUCCAGGACUUGAUUCAAAACAAUGUAGAAUUCAACAAUUAUCACCUAUAUUAAUUAGUUAUGGAUUCCUUUUAAUAGCAGUAAUAUGUUGGUAUAUAUUAUAUGUUUGGUGGGAAUCAAAGAAAGCUAAAAGAAUUAUUAGAAUACCAGCUGAUGAAGAUAAUGAUAAAAUAGAAAUUACCGUAUAGCAACAUUAGCACUAUUAGCACUGCUAAAAAAAAAAAAUACCCCGAAUUUACCUGGGGUAUCAGAAGAAUUUACUAGAUAUAUAUAUAUAUAUGGAAGAUUUUAUUACAUAGGUAUUUUUAUAUAUUAUAUGGUGUGUUUUAUGGGUUGUUUUAUAUUAGGGUACGC
This is a messenger RNA of Rhizophagus irregularis DAOM 181602=DAOM 197198, 1938 nucleotides long. RefSeq lists its product as uncharacterized. The record is from RefSeq and is a predicted model, not a curated record. Gene Ontology annotation, biological process: amino acid transmembrane transport. Lineage: Eukaryota; Fungi; Glomeromycota; Glomeromycetes; Glomerales; Glomeraceae. Gene Ontology annotation, molecular function: L-amino acid transmembrane transporter activity. Gene Ontology annotation, cellular component: membrane.